Messenger RNA from Caenorhabditis bovis, 399 nucleotides. Lineage: Eukaryota; Metazoa; Nematoda; Chromadorea; Rhabditida; Rhabditidae. The record is from the annotation of a GenBank genome assembly.
AUGGGCAAACACAAGUUGUUGUACAACGCGUUGUGCCGGCUCGGCGACAAGCUCGUCUAUCCGAUGCUGCCGGCGUUUGCGAAACCCGCGUGGAACCAUCCGGCCGGUCCGAAAACGGUGUUCUUCUGGGCGCCGACGUUCAAAUGGGCGCUCGUCGUCGCCGGCCUCGCCGAUUUGGCGCGUCCCGCCGACAAACUCUCGCUCUAUCAAAACUCGGCGAUUUUUGCGACGGGCGCGAUCUGGACGCGCUAUUGUCUCGUCAUCACGCCCAUCAAUUACUACUUGAGCAGCGUCAACUUUUUCGUGAUGUGCACCGGUCUCGCCCAACUGCUCCGCAUCGCCAAUUAUAGGUACAAAAAUCCGGAUUGGGAGACGAAGGAAAUCAUGCAAACUCAUUAG